AUGGAAACUGCGGAGUUUACCUCGGCAAAGAGGUCACGUUCUGCGCACCUUGCACAGCUGACCAAAAUUUACAAUGAACUUGAGAGACAGAUGGUGUCUACAGAAAACGCUGAAAAGUCAGCAGAAAAAUCUAACGAAUUCAACGAGCAUUAUUCCGAGUGGCAAAAACAGUCACUACAUUCGGGUCAAGAUGAUAAUAUAUCUACGAUUAGCAGAACGAGUACAGCACGGUCAUCUCGUGCGCAGUUACUAAAUGCAAAGGCUAAAAGACUGAUUGCAGAACAUAAACUAAGAACACUAAGAGUAAAACAAAAAAUAGAACAAGAGCAAAGGGAAUUAGAAAAUAAGCGGCAAUUACUUGAACAAGAGAGCGAAUUAGAAGAAGCAAGGAUCGAGGAAUCUGUCUGGCAGGAAGAUAUCGAAUGUCCUGAUAAUAAUGGUGGUCGGAACUUUCCGGAAGUAGCACGUGACGUAUCCGUUAGCGGGCAGGAUUCAGCAGAAACGGUAAUUUCUCGUGACAAAAGCAAUGGCGAGGGUAAAAGUUGUAUUGAGGAUUGUGUUUUACUUGAUCCAGAUGAUGGUUACAGGCGUGCAAAGAAAAUUUUGCAAACUCGCUAUGGUAAGCCUCAUGUAAUUGCCAGAAGUUAUAUUGAUAGUUUAGUAUACGGCCCUCAGGUAAAAGCCUCCGAUGUUGAUAAACUUUCUCAGUUAGCUUUAGAGAUGCAAAAAUGUGAAAUAACCCUGUCCCAGUUAGGCUUUAUUUCUGAUGUAAGUAACUCAGAAAAUCUCAGGCGCAUUGUUAAACGCUUACCUAUGCAUUUACGUACAAAAUGGGUAGAAGUUGCGCACGCUAUUACUGAGUCUGGCAGAGAACCCUGCUUUACUGAUUCAACAAAGUUUGUAGAUGAAAAAUCCCGUGUUGCAUGUUCAGUGUAUGGCCUUGAUCUCGUAAAAAACGAGUCCCAGUCAAAGGUUGACAAACUGACCAAUUGUAAAUCAGAUACUCAUGUUAAAGGCAGAGUGACCAUGUUAACCACUCGAACAGGUAAUGAAAAACCAAGGUUCGAACGUAAAUGUUAUUGUUGUUCAGAGACAUGUUCAGAUUUGUCAUCAUGUAAAGUAUUUGAGUCUAUGAAUUUAGGUGAGAGAAGAAAACUUGUUAGCAAGUUUAAAUUGUGUUUUAACUGUCUUAAGGGCAAACAUUUUUCAAAUACUUGUAGAAAACCAAAACAAUGUGUUGUACCUGAUUGUACCUCUAAGCAUCAUACAUUGUUACACACUUGGGUAAAGCCCGAGUCUGAUCACACAGUUACACAGCCAUCUGUAAAUUGUGCUGCUACGAAUGGGUCAUUUUUAAAAACAUGUCUAGGGAUUAUACCUAUUACUGUAAAAGCUUGGAACGGUAACUCAUGCCAGACGUAUACGUUGCUUGACGACGGCGCGGAUAAGACUCUGUAUGAUGAACGGUUGUUGCAAAAGCUGAACUAUCCUGGGAAACCCGUUACCUUUCAAAUAUCCACCAUAAGUUCCGUUGCCAGUAGUACCGUAGGACAGGAAGUUGACCUGCACGUGAAACCUGUUUCCGGUGGUGAUGAAGUAAAACUUAACAAAAUAUGGUCGGUGAAAAGGCUACCAAUUACUACUAGGUCUGCUGCUACUGCGGAAGAUACUCGCAAAAUACCCUACAUAUCUGACUUGAAAAUUCCACGUGUCGACGUCACUGACGUCAUGUUGUUAAUAGGCACGGAUUCACCAGACGCACACGUUCCCCUUGAAGUUCUCGCCGGAGAAAGUAAUCAGCCGUACGCAGUUAGGACGCGGCUUGGUUGGACAGUUCGUGGUCCUGUUCCAGGAAAUAUUGAAAAUAACGGAAAGGGAACAGUGAGCAUUCACUAUUGUCAAUCUAGUGACGUCAUGCUGCAACAACAGCUUGAGCGCAUGUGGACGUCGGAUUUUAAUGACGUGCUUCACAAUGAGAAAGAUUCUUUGUCCCUGGAAGAUAAGAAGGCUCUUCUAUUAUGGAAUCAACUCUGA
This is a messenger RNA of Mercenaria mercenaria, 2034 nucleotides long. RefSeq lists its product as uncharacterized. The transcript is spliced from 3 exons. Lineage: Eukaryota; Metazoa; Mollusca; Bivalvia; Venerida; Veneridae. The record is from RefSeq and is a predicted model, not a curated record. The coding region runs from base 1 to 2034 and encodes 677 amino acids.